GGGAGUGGGGCAGGCGAUGACGUCACGCGAGGAGGGGCGCGGCUGGGAUGACGUCACUCCCACCCCAGGUUAGAGUAGGGGGUCCGGGGGUUCCGUGGGUACCCACUGAGUUCAAGGAUAUCUCCAGGGAAACCCCCAGGGCGGGAUCUCUUUCCCUCUUCCCUCCCCCUUUCCACCUCGGACACCUGGGUUCGUAGUUCCAUAUGUCCUCUUCAACCCCAGCCCGAGGUCGCCCCAUAGUCGGAGGGUGGGGGGAAGAUAUACCAGGAGCCGGACACCUGGGUCACUCGUUCCCUGGUCAUGUGUGUAGGAGGGUGCCCUCUAAGCCCUCGGGCAUCGGGCCAGAUGCUGCCAGAUUGGGGUGGGGUGGGGUGGGUGGUUAGAAGGAGAAGAGCACAAGACAGGACUUAGAAGUCCUAGCCCACCACUGCACUUUAGGCCAAAUUUGACAAAAUCCUGCGCUUCCCUUUUCAUCCUGCCCCAACCACCAUCACCACGACCCAGGUAAGAAGCAAGGCCAGUAGUGUACCUCAAUUCCUUGGACAUCCCCUUCCUCUUAAUCCACCUGUGUUCUCUCCUUUCCCUACUUGCCCUUCUCCCCUCCCACAAAAUCUGACUCCAAAGCCCAUCCUCUGAGAAGCUUUCCCAGAUUUACUUGACCUGUUUUCUGUUCCUUGACUCCUCCUCAGGCUAACCAGAGUGGUCAGUUUGGUCAUCAUUUAUGCAAUUCAUGUCCUGGCUCCCCUCUUCAGGCCAGGAGUUUUUCGACCCAGGAUGGUAGGGCACAGGAUUGGGGGAAGGAAUUGUUGGUAUCGGAGCAGCAUCUAUUAAAUGCAGAAUGUGGGGAGACCCGAAGCUUAGAUGAUAAGAGCCCCUGCCCUCCAGGACCUUGCACUCUAGUAGGGAAACAACACUUAACCUGUGUUAGAAUUAGGGGGAGUCUUUACUAAGGGGAGGGAGGAUCAGAGAAGGCUUGGUGAAGAAGGUAGACCUUAAUGGAUGGAGAAGGGAGGGCAUUCCAAGUUUUGGGAGCAAAGCCACAAAGUAGGUGCAGAAAUGGUCACAGAGAGACAGAGAAUCCUCGAAGGGGAGCAAUGGGGGGGGGGUAAGAAUGAAAUGAGUCAGGAAGACCAGGUGGUACCAGGCUGGAGGAUCUUGAACUCUAGACACCAGAGUUUUUACUAGGUAGGUGGCAGGGAGCUACUGAAGGUUUUGCAAUGGCAUGAGAGACAGCUGUGAUGAUCGAGGCAGAGCCAGAGAGAAAGAAGAGAGGGGAAGAGGGGACUGGAUGUGAAGUCAUGGGACCUAGGCUCUGCCACUUCUGGGAUCAUGAGCAAAGCACUUCACCUCCGGGUCUCAUUUUCUUCAUAAAAUAAGGGAGUUGAACUAGAGACUUAUGAGGAGCCUUCCAACUUUGAAUCUAUGGUCCAUAUGAUCAUUCUGUGCUGUGUUUCCUUCUUUAUAAAAUGGGAAUAAUAAUACACAUAUAACCACUUUAAAUAGGCCUGCCUAUGGUGACUAGUUCUGUGCACGAGAAGGAGGAGCCGGUGAAGGUGGAAUUCUUUGCCCUAAACUCUAAUCGCUGAAUCAGGUCCCCAAGAGUGGUCCAGAUAUUGCACACAGCAUUCCCAGUGCCCAAGGGAACCGUCUAUGAUAUCUGAGGGGAGCAGAUGUUAUAGUCACAUGGCCCCUGGAAGCUGCAAAUGACCACCACAGAGGUCAGCCAGACUAGCCCCAUUACUGUGAAAAUGGGGAAACAUGCCCAGAAAAGGGACACGGCUUUCCCAGUGUGCCAGAUGGUUGAGUCUCUUCCUUGUCCUAGCAGAGACCAAGCAAUAGUAGGAGGGGGCUGUCCUCCUGCCUGUCAAAGAAUCCUCCUUUCAAAGACUGAGGAAUAGUUAAUAAGCCCACCCUGUGCCUGGCACUGUGCCAAGCCCUGGGGGUACCUAUAAGAACCAAAGAGACAGUCCCUGCCCUUGAGGAGCUUCAAGUCUGCUGGCAGGACAGGACAGGACAGGACAGGACAGGAAGUAGAAGAGGGGGAUGAAACUAGAGGAAGGAGAAAGUCUGAAUGGGGGGAAGAGGUAAAAACAGUGACAAUAAUGACCCACUUGAAUAUAGUGCUUUAAGGUUUGCAGAGAGAGCUCUCUAGAGCGGUCCUUACAGCAGCCUUGGGAGGUAGGUGCCAUGAUUAUCCCCGUUUUACAGAUGGGGAACCUGAAGCAGGGUAAGUGGGAAGUGCUAGGAAGUGCUUGAACUGGGACUCCACAUUGCCUCUGGGCAGCACCUGAAGCCCAGGUGAGGUUGAGGAAGGGGUGUAUGUGGGGGGGUCCUUUUAAUCUUUACCCCCCCCCCCCCAGUACAAGAGCUUGAUAAAUAUUUGAAUUGAACCGAAGUGUGGAGACCAAGAAGGAGGAAGCCCAGACCUUAGAACUCAGGAAGCUCCCAGCCUGGAGAGCAGGAGAACCAAAUCCACGUGAGCCUGAGAACAGGACGGGCUGUUUGUGGAGCGGCGUGCCAGCGUCGUUCAGUGCUGUGGGAGUUCAGAAGUGGGCGAGACGGGUGUGGGCUAAAGAAGGCAGUGCUCUGUGAAGAGUGCUGGCCUGGAGACCUGUGGGGCUCUGAGCCUCAGUUUCCUCAUCUGUAAAAGGUGGGGGGGGUUGGACCCGGCGAUGGCUGAAUUCCUUCUUUCCCAGCACUGACAAACUUGGGAAUGUCUGUUCUAUUUAGGGAAAGCUGGAAGGUAGGACUUGAGCGAACUGUUAGGUUUACUAAUGCCUGCUCUGUGUACUGGGGGAGGAGAAGGAGAGGAGAUCACACGGGAUCAAAGCCCAACUGCUGGCCCCAGAAGUGGCUUUAGCCCGGCCUGCUUGGAGGGUGGGGAGGCUGACCCUGUGGAAGUUGAGAAGGCCUGCCUAGGGCAACGUGAAACCUCCAGAUCAGAGGGUCUAGCCUGGGAAGGACCUUAGAGAGCCUUUGCCCCAGGCUCCCCCCUAGAGGGGGAAAUGACUUGUAAGGUGUCGUAGGGACUCCCAUUCCAUCCUCUUUACGUGACAUCCCUCUUGCCUCCCUCUCCCAGAUAAAGCUGGGAAGAUAACUGGGCAUCAGAUGAUGCAGGGCCUUGACUAUCAUCACACGAAGGACUAUAGAAUUUAUCCCCCGGCCAAACAGGGAGCUAUUGACUAUUUCUGUGCAGGGGAGAGUUAUAGUCAGCUUUGUACAUGAGGAAGAGAAAUCAGACUGUGUGUGCGCGCUAGAGUAGCUGGGGAUGGGGGUGGGAAAUCUGGAAUGGAGUGGAAAAGGCACAAGUGGAUCUCGGAGUCAGGGUCAGAGGAAAACUAGCCUCGCGAGGAAGCCAGCCAGUGGCAGAAUUGAAAGAGGAGCCUUCCCAGGGCCCAAGACCCCCACAAGAUUUCAGAACUCCCGGAAAGGACCUUAGAAAUGGAAGAAUGCAGACCUGGCAUUUGGAGAGGGUGGGAAGGAAGAGACCUUUCACCAGUGCCCAGGCCGGCUAGGGAUUGUGGUGAGGCUCCAGGAAGCGCUCCCGAGGAUCUGCCACAUUUUUAUCAGCGAUGAAAGCAUAGCUGGCAUACCUCGGGGAUUGUUCGGUGCCACAGAGCUGGGAGGGGUAGCUAACUUGUCGGACCACAUAGUCGGGAUCCAGAAAGCUCUCAGCAGGCCAGAAUGAGGGGCUGAACCUCAUGAGGUGACAUUUUAAAAGCUGAUCGCUGUAAACGUCCACAAAGCUGAACCAUCCCUCCCCCGGCAAGGCGUUCCGAGGUGCAACUGAACCAAUUACAUUUUUAGCCUCGGAAGCGGAGAAUGAGACCUUCCGACGGUGGCGUCCGGUGGCUGUCUGCCCUGGGCCCCAUUUUUAUCAGACAUCUAGCAACUGGGCUUGUUCUGUGCCCCUUUUCCAAGCCUGGCUUUCCCUUCCAUCUUAGAGUCAAUACUGUGUUUUGGUUCCAAGGCGGAAGAGUAGUGAGGACUAGGCGAUGGCGGUAACUUGGACUUUCCCUUCUUCUCUGCUCAGUUUCUACCUCAGUUUCCUCCUCUAUAAAACAAGGAGGUUACACUAGAUCGGGGGCCCUUCUGUAUCGACUCAGAGUACCAAUGAGUAAUCAGAUCUGCAUCAGUUAGCAUCAGUUGUAAGACAAGAGCUGGAAGGGAUGAGUGAGUUGCCAGAUUUGGACUAUGAACGCGCUUGUUUUUUUCGCUGAGCACUGCACCGUACUUCGCUAUUUUGGGUCCCAUAUAUUUUCAGUCGAUGAACUUAAACACUUUAUUCCUAGAAGAUAUCUAUAGGUUGUGAAAGGGACCCUGAUACAAAAACUGGUUAAAGAACCCCCGGGCUGGAGGGUCUUUGUGCGCCACGAAUUCUUGAUUCUGCGAGAAGAGACGGAGACUAAGUUAGCCCCCUGGAUGAAUGGGAGGGUGGGUUCCACCGCAGGGGACUCCCUGGGGGAGAACGUCCCAGAGGCUGGAACCCCAGUCAGGGAAGGGCCGGCGCAGCAGGAAGGAAUCCAUCUUUGGCCCAACUUCUCUCCCUCAUAAGCCCUUUUGGCCUAACUCCAGCCUGGGGCCCCCCCUUCGGAGCAGGGGGCCCAGGGGAAUCCAACACCUGCCUCCGCUGUUUGAGGACCAAGGCACGGGAUCUGUUUCUUCCCCCCAACCUGGAAAUCCCCCAAAGAAGUAACCCGAGACCCCCUUCACACACAGACACCUGCCUGGGGGAGGGUGCCUGGAGGAAGGCCCCACAACAGGCUCAUGCCCAGUGCAGGAGUCUGUUCAUAGAAAACAGCUGGGGCCAGUUGAGGGUUCCCUGGGGGGGGAGGGGGGAGCCUCAAGGACUCCGACCUUCCUUUCUGGAACACUCACACCCUAAGAAGGCGGGCUGGGCUGGCCGCUUCCCUUUCCGAGGACACAGUCCCCUGACGCUCCUUGCAGAGGAUUCUGGAGGCUUUGUGUCCCAGGAACACACCUGGGACUUGUGGCUUCAGAGCAAUUUCUCAGGCCUUGAGACCCUCUCCUUCUCUGUCCUGUGGACCCCCAGAGGCACACACAUUGUGGCUGGGCUUCAGGGAGUGGGGUGAAGGGCCCAGCAGGCUGAGAAUGGGAGCACCCCCACCUGGAGCCCUCCGGGAUUAGGUCCUUCUGUGUGGGGCCUUUCGGUUGUCCGUCUAGCCCCUCCCCAGAUUUAGCUGCUUUUGGGGGGGAGUGUAAUCCUCUCCCCCCUUCCCAAACCCUUGUCCACACCUGUGCAGGUCCCCAGGAGUUGGUGCACCCCCCCAUUUCCGCAUUCCAGUGUGGGGGCGGGAGGGGGGGCUGGGGCCUUUGGUGAGGUUAAUAAUAAAUGGAAUGUCCCUUCCUCCCCCGCCCCCAGGUGAGGGUGUUAGUUCUGGCCGGGAACCUGGGCCCCUGGAUGCCAGGCUGCAAGGAGGGAGGAGGAAACGGGAAUCCGGGCGCUUAGAGGUCCAAGUCCAGACUCCCUUUACUAAGGGGAAAUCUCAGGCUCUGGAGGGGACGGACGGGGCUUAUUCAGGGUUAAGGCUGAGCCUGAGGAAGGGACCUGUUUGGGGAAGCCAAUUCUCCCCAGGAAUGAGCAGCGCUGGGGGACACGUGGACCCUUUCCAAGCCUGCGGGGCCGGAGGGGGGCCCCCUUUCCCUCCUCCCUCUCCAAGGGCAGCCCCCCCAGCUCCCUCUGGCCCCAAGGUCACUUCACUGGCCCAGCUUUAACCGAAAGGGCUCGACGUUUAGCCGAGACACUAGGAUCCACUCCUUUCUGACCUUGUUUAGCGCCAGGCGCCUCAUCUGUAGAGUGGGGAUGGCCGAGCAGGGCCUCCUCUGAACUGCACACCACCCUCCCGCUCCGGACCCCUUUCCGGCUCUCUACGGGGUCUCCCGUGAGCUUCCCAAACCCAGAACGUCCAAAGCCAAGUGUACAGCCGCCCCCAUCUCACUCUGUUCUGUGGGUCAGCGGACCCUAUUAAAGGCCCCCCACGUGCGUGUGCACCGCACAGGCGAGAGACCUGGAGGAGGCCCCCCUCUAACGGGGAAGAGAGCUCGGCGGACGUGAAUGAGUGAUAGGAGAGAAUGGAGGCAGGCCGGAGAGGAUACCUGGCGGGGCUUCAGACCGAAGGGGCAUGUUAGCUGGGACGUGGAGGGACCGGGCGACCUUUCUCGUCUCUUUUCUCUCCCCUGAUCCCGAGCCCCACUGGGCCUUCCUUGGAGGCCUCUCUCUGCCCCGUGAGCUCUGGAGUCCCCUCCCUCCGGCCCUCUCCAGGAAGCCCUCCCUGUUAUCUCCUCACCUAACAAAUAGAUGUAAACAAAUCCACAGGGCCUCCUUCCAGGGGCCCUUCCAGUUUUUUGUUGGGGGAGGGGAGUUCCUGGGAUGCCCAUUCUACAUAAUAGACUUGUAUUUGAACCCUGGCUCUGCUCUAACCUGGGUGACCAAAUCACAUCAUCUCGCUGAACCUCACUUUCUUUAUCUGUAGAAUGGAGGUGAUAAAAAUGAAUGCACCUAUUUUUUUUUUAACCCUUACCUUCUGUCUUGGAGUCAAUACUGUGUAUUGGCUCCAAGGCCAAAGAGCAUUAAGGGCUCUGCACUGGGGAUUAAGUGACUUGCCCAGGGCCACACAGCUGGGAAGUGUCUGAAGCCAGUUUUGAGCCCACGACCUCUAUCCACUGACCCGUCUGGUCCUAUAGUACUUAGCUAAAAGACUUGAGAGGAAAGUUCUUUGGGGGGGGGGGAGCCAAAAUACUGUAGAAAUAUGGUAUUUAUUAUUAUUUAAACCCUUACCUUCUGUUUUAUUUUACUUUUUUAAAUCCCUAUUUUCUGUCUUGGAGUCAAUACUGUGCAUGGGUUCCAAGGCAGAAGAGCAGUAGUAAGGGGGAGGCAAUGGGGGUCAAGUGACUUGCCCAGGGUCACCCAGCUAGGAAGUGUCUGAGGCCAGGUUUGAACCCAGGUCAUCCACUGAGCCACCCCGCUGCCCCCCUAUUUUAUUAUUAUUGUUCUAAGGAGCCUGUCUUUAAUUUCUGGGACAUCAACCCCUCUUCCACCCUGAUGCUGAGGAUUGUUUCCUAAGGAGGGCCUUAGUUCCUUGUCUUUUACUAGUCCUACCAUUUCCUAAUAUGUAAACCCCAGUUCAAAAACUCUCCCACCCGUGCCCUUCCUUGGCCCCAGAGCCCUGUCCUAGCCCUUCCCUCCUGGCCUCCCCUCUUUGUGUGCCUGCCUUGGCCCCUCGCAUCUCCGCCCUGCCAGUCGCUCGUCCUUUUCUGCCCUGCCCUCCCCCAUCUCCACAGGCCGCAGACCCAAAGAAUGAGGGUGGAUUUCAGAGUCCAUUCACCAGGGAAAGAGGCCACACUGCAGAAGAGGAUUACAGGAAAUUAGAGAUACCUAUAAAAAAUAAACAAUGCCGCGCCCCCCUUUCUGUGGCACAGGAAGGUUUGCAGAACCCCCAGCCAUCUUUUUAAGGAGCUUGUCUGUUACUCCGUUUUACAAAUGAGGAAACUGAGGCUCCGAGCGGCAAUGACUCCCACGCAUGCUUUUCCUAGGAGCCUCCGAAGGGCGGCGCUGUAGCUCAGAGGCGCAGGCUCCUCCCCCUCAGGAGUCUUCCUCCCUCCUGGUGGCUGCUCUGGCACCCAGGUCCCCCUGAGUCCAGGAUGCCCCCGUUCUUGGCAGCUGCCCAUAGUGGGCGGUCAUGAGAGCCCCCAGCAGAGGGGAUUUGGAGUCAUUUUACAGAUGGGGAUACUGAGGCCCAAAGAAGGCAGGGCCUCACUCCCGGCCCUCAGUGCUUGGGCUUCUGAUUCUAGGUGGGGGAGGUACCGGGCCAGGGUCCUUGUCACCCCCGCCCCUUCCCGCCAGCGUGGAGCUCUCCGAGGGGGGCAGGGGGGCUCCUGUGGCUCCCUAGAGGGUUUUCCCGGUGGGCAGGCGGGCAGGAAUAGACGUUUGUGGAAUGAAUGAAUGAAUGAAUGAAUGAAUGGAGGACCCCUCUGGGGCUGUGGAGGCCGCCCGGCUGACCAGCCCCCUUGUCUGCAGUGCGCCGCUCACCCAGCCAUGGCGAAGCUGGAGACCCUGUCCGUGUGCGCUGACCCUGGCCGCGACCCCCUCCUGGCCUUUGCCCCUCGGCCCCCCGAGCCCCGCCCCGCAGCCCCUCGCCUCGUGGCCAUGGGCAGUGUGGGCAGCGGGGUGGCCCACGCCCAGGAAUUCGCCAUGAAGAGCGUGGGGACGCGGACGGGCGGGGGCUCGGGUGGGGGUGGCCGAGGGGGCUACCCAGGGCCAAGGGGCGGCGGGCCGGGUUCUGGCAGCGGGGACCUCCCGGCCAGAUACCCGUCGGAGGACAAAGCCUUGGCCAACUCCCUGUACCUCAAUGGGGAGCUGCGGGCCGGGGCCGGCGUCAGCGGAGACCGGACGGAUGUCUGCGGCAACAUGGUCAACAGCAGCGGUGACAAGGCCCCGCCCCAGUACCGGGAGCCGGGCCACCCCCCGAAGAUUCUGCCCACCUCUGGCAAACUGGACCAGUGCACAGAGCCUCUGGUGAGACCGUCAGCAUUCAAGCCUGUGGUGCCCAAGAACUUCCACUCGAUGCAAAACCUGUGCCCGCCCCAAAGCAACGGGGCAUCGGAUGGGCGAAAAGGCCCCGGGGGCCUGAAGGGUGGCGGGCUGGACAAGGCACGGACUAUGACCCCGGCAGGCAGCAGCAGCGGGGGCGGGGGCAGCGGCGGCAGUGGGGGGGGAGGAGGACUCUCAGAUUCGGGCCGAAACUCGCUGACCAGUCUGCCUACGUACAGCUCAGGCUACAGCCAGCACCUGGCACCCCUCAGUGCCUCCACCAGCCACAUCAACCGAAUUGGCACAGCCGGCUAUGGGGGUGGGGGAGGCCCCGGCAGCGGGGGCCCUGGCUAUCACGACCUUUCCUCCUCAGACAGUGGGAGGGCUUCCAGCAAGAGCACGCCCUCCUUCGGCAGGCUGAACCCCUUGGGGUCCGGGGAGGGUGGGAGCAGCAGUGGCGUGGGGGUGGGAGGGGGGGGCGGGGGCCUGGGCUCCUUCCCGGCCUCUCCCCCUUCGCCGGAUGCAGUGAUCCAGGAGCUGGAGGAGCGCCUGUGGGAGAAGGAGCAGGAGGUGGCGGGGCUUCGGAGGAGCCUGGAGCAGAGUGAGGCCGCCAUUGCCCAGGUGUUUGAGGAGCGGCAGAAGGUGUGGGAGCGGGAGAUGGAGGAGCUGCGGCAAAACUGCGCCGGGAAGCUGCAGCAGGUGACCCGGCGCGCCCAGCGUGCGCAGCAGGGCCUGCAAAUGCAGGUGCUAAGACUACAGCAGGACAAGAAGCAGCUUCAGGAAGAUGCCGCCAGGCUUGCCAGGCAGCGAGAUGAACUCCAGGAAAAGGUGGCUGCCUGCCAGAAGGAGCAGGCCGACUUCCUGCCCCGUAUGGAGGAGACCAAGUGGGAGGUUUGCCAGAAGGCUGGGGAGAUCUCACUCCUGAAACAACAGCUGAAGGAGUCCCAGGCAGAUGUGAGCCAGAAGCUGAGCGAGAUCGUGGGGCUGCGCUCGCAGCUGCGGGAGGGCCGGGCCUCCUUGCGCCAGAAGGAAGAGCAGCUGCUGACCCUGCGGGACUCGCUGGGUGCCAAGCAGCCCAGCCUGGAGCUGCAGCUGCGGGAGGGCGAGGCGGAGCUCGGCCCGGGGCUGCGCCUGCGGGACCGCCUGGGCCCCAGUGAGCCUCGGGCCGGGGAGACCGCCGGGGCAGAAGGGACAGCCGCCGCCGCCGCCGCCGCCGGAGAGCCCGCCGAGCUCUGCGAGAGCGACGAAGCCAAGAUGCGUAGACAGGCGGUGGUGUCCUCUUCUUCCUCCUCGUCCUCUGGGGCUCCCCAGGACGGGGAGGGCGAUGCUGCGGAUGCGGCCGGUGCCCGGGCCCUGCGGCGGGAGGUGGGUCGGCUGCAGGCGGAGUUGGCGGCGGAGCGGCGGGCCCGGGAGCGGCAGGGUGCCGGCUUCGCGGAGGAGCGGCGCGUGUGGCUGGAGGAGAAGGAGAAGGUCAUCGAGUACCAGAAGCAGCUGCAGCUCAACUACGUGGAGAUGUACCAGCGCAACCAGGAGCUGGCCCGGCGCCUCGGGGAGCUGGGGGCCUCGGGCUCCUCCCUGCCCGCGCCCAUGCCCCUGCCUGUGCCCGUGCCUGUACCCGCGGCCCACGGCGGCCCGGGAGAAGAGAAGAAGGCUUGGACCCCCUCCCGCCUGGAGCGCAUAGAGUCCACAGAAAUCUGACGCUAGCCGGCCCCGCCCCCCUCAGCAGAGGCCGGUGGCCGCCGAACUCGCUCAACAUUUUUUUUUUCUUCUAGUUUGGACGAGAUGACCGAGGCCCCUCCCCCAAUGACCUAUGGUGGCCUUUGGUCCUGAAUCUAGGUCCGUGGCCCCGGCCCCUGGCCCUGGGGAAUCCCAGCUUCCACACCCCUUCCCCAGAGUCCCCAGACCAAAGAGGUUCACGAAGCUCGGGUGACCGUUCCCCUAUCCACCCACGCCCCCACUGUGUCAGCCCUAAGAUGUUCCAUUCCUUUACUCUGGGCUUCCAAUCCGGGUCUCCUGCCUGGAGGAGGAGGAAGGCACUGGCUAGUCUGCUCAGGAUCCCUGGUGGGGUGGGGAUAGGGGAACCUAAGAGUCAUAAGUAGGUGGGGGGUGGAGUGGGACUUGGGGGAGAAGCUGAGGCUGGCCCUGACCACCGAUGAUCCCAAAGCACACUUUCAGCAAGUCUUGGACCAGUGUCUUCCCUGCAUCUCCCUAUCCUUGCCCUUGCCGAGUCCCCAGACCCCAUCUCCUCCAUGCACUUUCUCUCUCAUUGGGGGUAUCAGCUCGGCAUGACCAAAGACCCUAGGGCUCUCCCCACACACACCCCGUCCAGUAGGGGCAAGGACCCCCUCCAGCACCCUCUUCUCUAGGGCAGUUGGGGGUUGGGAUUGUAGAUGAGGUGCAGGAAGCAGGGUUGACAGCUGCAAGCCUAGGUAGGAGUUGCUGUGUGGAUGGAGGUGGGAGUUGAGUUUCUCAGUUUGUCUGGGUCCUGUCAUCUCACCACCUGUUCCACCCCCUCCCCAAUCUCUGUCUCUUAAUCCCUGCCCCAGUAUCUCUUCCCUGCUCUCCUCCCAACCGGCCAUGGCUGACCACUGACCACUGCCCCCAGCCUAGCCACCUUCCCACCCCUGCCCUUGGGACGAGGAGAAGCUUGAUCUCUGACGCAUACACACCUUUGGGGUUUGGGUUAUUUUAGGGAAAUUACACCAGGCCUUCCUGUGAUGGGGCUAGAGGUGGGGGCCUUCUUGGGAUUCACCAGCAAUAACAGAGGGAGGUUCAGCUUCGUCAUCUCCCCCCAUCCCAGAGCUGACCUGGGGGGAGCUGGUAAAUCCUGUGCCCUCCCAAGCCCACCCCCCAAAACCAAUGGGCCCCCACAAUUCUUAAGCCCUGACUGCCCCAGCCCAACCAGGACUGUUCUUGAGUAACCAAACUUCAACACAAAAUUUUCAGACCCCUGAGACACACCCCAGGAACUUGAUGGCUAAACUGACCCUCUAGGGUACAGAUGGAUGGGCCAGUCCCCUGGGAAGAGAGCAGAGGACCAGAGAGCCCUGGGGGUGGGGUGGGGUAGGAGGGCCUGGGAAAGCUAAGCCCUGGGAUGAGGGCCAGCCAGAAGCUGAACCACCUAUAAAAGUAGGAGCAACCUGGGCCUUUGGGCAGAAGCAGGUCAUAAAAGAACAUGACCCUUGUCUGUUUCUCCAAUUGUGCAAGACUUUUGGGGUUUCCACAAUGAAAUAAAAAAGAGAAAGGCCAACCCCUCUAAA
Messenger RNA from Monodelphis domestica (gray short-tailed opossum), 11811 nucleotides. It is a transcript of the gene LZTS3, whose product is annotated as leucine zipper tumor suppressor family member 3. Gene Ontology annotation, biological process: regulation of dendritic spine morphogenesis. Gene Ontology annotation, cellular component: dendritic spine. The record is from RefSeq and is a predicted model, not a curated record. Lineage: Eukaryota; Metazoa; Chordata; Mammalia; Didelphimorphia; Didelphidae.